Molecule: messenger RNA, 759 nt
Organism: Acanthocheilonema viteae
Lineage: Eukaryota; Metazoa; Nematoda; Chromadorea; Rhabditida; Onchocercidae
Source: the annotation of a GenBank genome assembly
AUGCGAAUUGGUAUUUUUGGUAGGGCCUUUACAGAUAGGCCCAGCCGUACUAUUAUUGCACUUCUAUUGAAAUUCAUAAUGAUACUGAUACCUUGUGAUUAUUUACUGGUACCUGCUGAAGGUACACCGAUUGUCAAUAUUGGUGUCGUUGAACAAUUACCGGCCACCUCUUCUGCUGGGUAUAUUCAGUACAAGGUGGAAAAUGGAUCUGUUUUUGAUGAAAUAGCAAAGAAAGCAUUUAUUUCAUUACAUUCCGAACCGUACAUUGAACCACCACUGUUAACCUUUGAUCAAAAACGCUUAAAAUGGCUUCAACGAUACAUGCGAAAACAGUUAAAAGCCGAGAAGAAAGGCAAGAAAGUGAUAUCUUCACCGAAAGAAGCAUUACAACAAGUGAAUCAAGAAGUAAGUUUAGGCAGAUUAGAUGAUUCAAGGCCUGUGGCACACUGUGAUGGUCAAAUUUUUAAGCAACGUAUCCGUAUGGAUGGUUGUUUAUCAAAGGUAGUACAUAACAGAUUUUGUCAUGGAACCUGUUCCUCCUAUUUCAUACCACGUUUGAGGCCACGAAAAUUGAAAUUGGACGCUAUGUUUCAGAGUUGUUCAGUGUGUAGGCCUGCUGAAUGGGAUACUGUUGAGGUGAAAUUGGAUUGUCCAAGAAAAAAUCCAAAAGAAUUGAAACGAAAAGUGAUCAAAGUGAAGAAAUGUAAAUGCAUUGCAUUGAGCAGAAAUAAUCUUGAAAGCGAAGAGGAUGGCCGAUAA